Papaver somniferum (opium poppy) is the source of this 1395-nucleotide messenger RNA. RefSeq lists its product as uncharacterized. The transcript is spliced from 2 exons. The coding region runs from base 476 to 1162 and encodes 228 amino acids. Lineage: Eukaryota; Viridiplantae; Streptophyta; Magnoliopsida; Ranunculales; Papaveraceae. The record is from RefSeq and is a predicted model, not a curated record.
CCUAGCCAUCAUGUACAAACAUGUUGGCCAUGCCAAAUACUGUAAUUCCUAGCCCCUGCAUUAACAAAACUCAGUGUCAACUCGGUUUUUCUCUGAGUUGAUUUAGUGAGUUCGUGGUGAAAAGCGAGAGAAGAAGACUUACAGCUCCGAAGCAAAGACCAGGAACGAGACCUUUAUGAAAGAAACCAUAUUUCACAGUGAAACUAAGAGACGGGUGUUCACCUGCCAAAAUAGUGAAUGAUGUAUCCAAGAGUAUGAUGUUCUGCUCAUCCCUAGCUCACGGAUGGGAGGUGUCCAAGGGAUUUUAGAGGUGUCGCCAAGUUGCGAGUUGGGUCCGGUGAAAUCUCCGGAAUUUAGUGUUUUGCUCAGCCCUAUAUAUAUAUAUAUAUAGGGAUUGUUUAAAACGGAUGGAAGCCGGAAAAAAAACUCGUCGAGAUUAAAACCCUAAUAAACGUCAAUCUUCUCCAUCUUCGUGAUGGGCGGCCGGCUGGCGGAUCGAUUUCCAUUCAAGCAAAUUUUGAAAAAAUCUGGUAACAAUACACUUGAAGAUGAGAAUGUUAUGGUUAAUAAAGAUACACAUCCAGAGGAAACUUUUGCAAGAGAGAUAGUGAUUGAUGAGAAAUCGGUGAAAAACAAGCGGGCUACCAUGUUGAAAGAAAUUGUUCGUGAUAUAGUGAAUGAUAAGGAGUUUAUGGCUAAAGUUAGACAUCAAGGGUGUAUUUUGUUGAAAGGAAUUGUUCAUGAUAUAGUGAAUGAUGAGGUGUUUAUGGCUAAAGUUAGAUGUCAAGCGGUAAACUUUGUAACAGAGAUAUUGAAACGUAUAGUUGCUGAUAUGGUUGAAAUUAAACAUCAAGAGGUUAAAAGCACUAGAGUUGUAAAAGAGCAAGUGAAUGAACCGGAAAUCAUGAAUCCUGUUAUAAACACUGAAGUUGUAAAAGAGAAAGUGAAGGAACCGGAAUUCAUGAUUCCGGUUAAAAGCACUGGGGCUAUUGCUACAUUGAAAGAAAAGGUGGAUAUUGCACUGGGAUAUUCACUUGUUCAAAUGAUGGUUCUAUUAUAUAUGAUUGCGUUGUACAUAGAAUAUUGUCUUCAAACAGCCGUAUUUGUACUGAAGACAGUGAAGAAGAGGUGGAUAGAUGUGGAAAUAAAGACAUCAGAUUAGGUCCUUGGGAAUUUCGGAACAUCGAAUAGCAAGUUCAGGCAAGACGAAACCAUGAAUAGUAAGGUAAAGUCAUUUUUCCCCACUUUUUUACAUCUUGGAAAAAAGUAUGGACAGAUGAUCUUCCCUCUUUUGUUGUUAGGGAGGAUGAAAAAUACAUAAUCACAUUUUAAAUAUGUCCAAACCUUUAAAGUAUAUGAAAACCAAUCUUAUGGGAUGCCUGUCAUUUUAACCUA